AUGUGCCCCGGGGCUCUGUGGGUAACCGUGCCCCUGCUGUCCCUCUUGGCCUGCUCUGUGAGAGCAAAGCCACUGGGGACCUGGGGACGUGCAUCUGCUGGAGGCAAUGCCCACAGCUUGCUAGGGGAGCCCCAAGGGGACCGGGACGAGGGUGCCUUCGACCUGAAGAUGUUCCUGGAGAACAUGAAAGUGGAUCUCCUGCGCAGCCUCAACCUGAGCAGUGUCCCUUCCCAAAACAAAACCAGAGGGGACCCGCCGCAGUACAUGAUCGACCUGUACAACAGGUACAUCAGUGACAAGUCGUCCACCCCGGCCUCCAACAUCGUGCGGAGCUUCAAUGUAGAAGAUGCUGUCUCUAUAACCACCACAGAAGACUUCCCCUUUCAGAAGCACAUCUUGCUCUUCAACAUCUCCAUCCCCAGGCACGAGCUGAUCACCAGGGCCGAGCUCCGACUCUACAUCUCUUGUCAAAACCACAAGGACUCCGCUCAUGAGCUGAAAGGAAGCAUGGCCAUUUAUGAUGUUCUGGAUGGAGCAGAUUCCUGGGAUUGUUCUGCAGGGGCCAAGACAUUCCUUGUAUCCAAGGACAUUCGAGAUGAGGGCUGGGAGACCUUUGAGGUCUCCAGUGCAGUGAAGCGGUGGGUCAAGGCAGACUCCACCAAGAGCAAAAAUAAACUGGAAGUAAUUGUGGAGAGUCACAGGAAGGGCUGUGACAAGCUGGACAUCAAUGUCCCUCCAGGUUCCAAAAGCCUGCCCUUCUUCGUCGUCUUCUCCAAUGACCGCAGCAAUGGGACCAAGGAGACCAGGCUAGAGCUCAGGGAAAUGAUCAGUCAUGAGCAGGAGAGUGUGCUCAAGAAGUUGUCCAAGAGCAGCCCAUUGGAAGGAGACGAGGCAGAGGAAAUGGACCACCACGUGGCCAGAGGAUCUUCUUUAACCAGACGGAAAAGAAGCACCGGGGCCAGCAACCACUGUCAGAAGACCUCACUGCGAGUGAACUUCGAGGACAUUGGCUGGGACAGCUGGAUCAUCGCGCCCAAGGAGUAUGACGCAUACGAGUGUAAAGGCGGGUGCUUCUUCCCCCUUGCUGAUGAUGUGACCCCAACGAAGCACGCCAUCGUGCAGACUUUGGUGCAUCUCAAGUUCCCCAUGAAGGUUGGUAAGGCCUGCUGUGUACCCACCAAACUGAGCCCUAUCUCCAUUCUCUACAAGGAUGACAUGGGGGUCCCCACCCUGAAGUACCACUAUGAAGGGAUGAGCGUGGCAGAGUGUGGGUGCAGGUAGUGCCUGCCCAUGCCACACAACAUUCUGGAAGGGUUUUGUUUGGGGUAGGGUGAGGGGAAGCAGGAGAGGGGAGGGGGUUUCUAAUGAAACUGAUAGGGACUAGGUCAAUCUGCAUGCCGGCCUGGAGAAGGAAAGGGAGUGCCACAUCUUCAAGGUGAGGUUUGGUUUCCUUGUCAUGGCCCCCAUCCAAAGCACACGCUACUGGUUGCAAGUGCAGGGGAAGGAGAUGGUAAGUGGAUGUGGGGGUUUGAGGAGAAGAGAAAAGUCUGGAAGGCUUGUUGGGGUAGGAGGGGAGAUAAUGAAAAUGGGACAAGGGAAAACAAUCCAGAGUCAGCAGAAAAUUUAGCAGAAAUAAGCCAGAAGAGUAUGACAGCUGACACACAGAGAUUUAAGGAAAUUAAAGUGGUUGAGGAGGAAUGGGGCAGAAUCCAGUAACCUCAGGGAGUGAAGGAGAAAGAAAUGGAUAUAUGCUCUACACACAUCAUUUUAUGUAUUUCCCACAACCCAGUGAGUUUGGCAUUAUAACCUCCAGUUUACAGGUGGAGAAACCAAGACUCAGACAGGUUAAGUUCGUCUGUGGCAUGAUUUCAACCCAGGUCUGCUGGACUACAAAGCCCAGGACCUGCCCAAGUGCGCCAUCACAGUUCAACAUGCCACUUUGUUGCUAAAGAACUAUUCAGCAUUUGGAGGCAGGACUGUUGAGACAGAGUAGGGCUGAGACCCAAUCCUUACGCACCAGGGAAUAUUCUGACUUCAGGGUUCCUAUGCUGAGGUAGUAGUUAUAAAUGUUUUUCAUAUCAAUAGCCCCAAACACCAACUGCAGGAUGAAAGAGUCCAGGGCCAUAGUAUAUGUUGUGGCUGGAGUGAUGCUGACCCACUGGCAUUGUGCUUUUAUGACCAGCGGCUCACAGGGGCUCCCCUGCGUCCCAGGGGACACCCACUGUUCAUGGACUUGAGGGGAGAGGCACAACUUAUCCUGAGAGAUUGGCAGCCUACAGGGGGCAACUCUGUAGCUCCUUAUCCAGCAUAACAAGCUCAGCCAGGAAAUGAACCCUGAGCUUCCCCCCUGCAACAACUCAAAGAGGCUAUAGGAACUGGAUUGGGAUUUGUUGGAAUAAACAUGUGGAAGUCAUCUUGCUCUUGGUAUUUGCAAUAUCACUACUUUCACUCCUUGGUGAGAUGUACUCAAGUGAUAAGAUGUUUAGCCUUCCUGAGUGAGGGCUCUCUGGCUUCCAAAGACCUCUCAUCUUUAUUGGCUACAACCUCUUCUACCUGCAUUUGUGGGGUUUCUUGAGUAACUCUUCAAAACAUCUGCUCCAGACCCUGUCCUAGGCUUGU
Loxodonta africana (African savanna elephant) is the source of this 2619-nucleotide messenger RNA. It is a transcript of the gene GDF2, whose product is annotated as growth differentiation factor 2. Gene Ontology annotation, biological process: BMP signaling pathway. The transcript has 2 exons. Gene Ontology annotation, molecular function: growth factor activity; cytokine activity. Lineage: Eukaryota; Metazoa; Chordata; Mammalia; Proboscidea; Elephantidae. Gene Ontology annotation, cellular component: extracellular region. The record is from RefSeq and is a predicted model, not a curated record. Bases 1 to 1281 code for a protein of 426 amino acids.